AUGGCUUUAGGUGUUGAAGUAGCCGGUAGUGUGGUAUCACUUAUAGAUGCUGCCCUCAGAAUAGUUCAAGAAGCCCGUAAGGCGCGCCACAGGGUAUUAGGAAUCCCUACAACACUGGAUAAUGUCUCAAAGCAACUGGACAGCAUCGAAGAAUCUUUGACUCUUGUGCGAGAGGAGAGAAAUCUACAGAACCUUGCCAUCGAGCAACAACUUCAGACUAUCACCCAAGUUGCCGGCGAACUUAAACAAUUCUACGAUGGGCUUUCUCUCGUCCAACAGAGAAGUUCCACCUCCAAAUUCAUCCGCUCUUUGAGGGUGGGUGAUCACGAAGAGAAGAGUCUAGAGGCAAUCCUCAAGCGACUUGACACAGCCAAGGGUGAUCUUAUCAUACGUAUCCUUGUUGCACAUGUUGGCGUAGUCGGAAACUUCCAGGAUGGCAUGCGAGUUGCAUACAACGAACUUGCAGAGACAAACACGAACAUACAGCGUGUCUUGGGCGUUAAAAUGGCCCUUUGGGAAAGGAUCGAGAACCGUGAUCGUGCAUUAGACGGAACAGUCCCUGUUUUCACUGCCGACCUCGAGUCUCUUGAAGCACCUCGCUUCAACACAUCCGCUCAAGCAGUACAAAACUCGAUAUAUGGCAACAAAGGCGUUAGCUAUGUUAUGACUGGAAACGUUGGAGUGAAGUCCAACUAUCGAGCUGCACCGCGGACAAAUGCAAUUACCAACGAUGGCUUUGGCCAAGAUGGAAAGGUCAUGACAGGAGAUAUCGGUGGUGCUGCUGCUGAAUCAUUCAACCAGAACUUUUGGAAAUGA
Molecule: messenger RNA, 816 nt
Organism: Fusarium venenatum
Lineage: Eukaryota; Fungi; Ascomycota; Sordariomycetes; Hypocreales; Nectriaceae
Source: RefSeq, a predicted model, not a curated record